Messenger RNA from Annulohypoxylon truncatum, 738 nucleotides. RefSeq lists its product as uncharacterized. The transcript is spliced from 3 exons. NCBI's taxonomy places the organism in Eukaryota, Fungi, Ascomycota, Sordariomycetes, Xylariales, Hypoxylaceae. Gene Ontology annotation, molecular function: metal ion binding. The record is from RefSeq and is a predicted model, not a curated record. Bases 1 to 738 code for a protein of 245 amino acids.
AUGUCCUCCGAUCUAGUUAGCAAGGGCAUGGCCCAAGUAUUCACUGGGCUUGGAAUUCUGCUUGGCGCUGGUCGAAUUUCCAGCGCCACUCAUGAAGAGAUCAUGGCUCUUCUCAGUGCCGACCCGGGCUCCAACACGGGUAUUAUGACGGGAACUAACACGGGGUCUACCUCGAUUAUUCCCACCCAAAGCAAGAGGGUGGACAUGGGAGAGAUUCCCGCCGGAUUGCCCCGUCCCGGAAAGGAGACACCUGUCUCCAUCCAGUCGCAUGAUCUCUUGGGUCUAGGAGCAGACCUAUCGACUGAGGCAGUGCAGCCUCCUGAGACUUUCCGGGCCCAGGCCAGCCCUAGUGCUCCUUCUAAGGAGCUUAAGAUAAUCUGCCCGUGGUGGCUUACCGACGGUUACUCGUGCCGUGAACACGACCAGGGCAAAUGCCCUUUCUACCACGACAACGUCGCUGGGGGUGUUAAGCACCCUCUAAUCUGCCACUUCUGGGCAGAUGGAGGAAGGUGCACUAAAAGCCAGAAGGACUGUCGCUUUGCGCACUACCCGGCCCCGCAUCGGGUUACAGCUCCCAUGCCAUCGAAGAAGAAGUCUAAGAAGCUUCGGUCUUCUGUCGCGGACGACGCCAGCCAUCCCGACUUGGGCAAGGCACGCCGUCACGACCCACGAGAUGACGAGCAGAACGAUGAAGUCUGGCGCAACCAAGGUCGUGCUCGUCCCGGCCAAGAGUGGUAG